AUUUGCUGCCGCUAGAUGGCGUUACUUGUGUCGUUCGGCGUCGUGGAAGAUACUCAGAUGCUGUUAGAUGGCGACACUUGCAUCACUGCGCCGAAGGGAAUAUUUGGUUACGUUCGGAUUCUCGAGUGCAAGAUGGGUCUCGGCAGGCACGCUCAAUUCAUCAGUCGCACCAUCUUUGUACAGAACAACGACGUAGAUAAGGCAUGUCGCAUAUUAAAUCGAAUAUUGUCCAAGGAGGAUAUCUUUGGCCAAUACAGGCGCACCAGGUAUUAUGAGAAACCGACUCAAGUAAGACGCAGGGUCAAUUUUGAGAAAUGCAAAUCAAUCUACACGGAGGACAUGGCCAGAAAGAUUGAGUUUCUUUUUCGAAAGAAUCGAGUCGACCCUUAUCCUGGUGCAUCGUAAGAUCACAUAUUCUAUUUUAAAUUGUACAAUUAUAUGAAAAUCUAUAUGAAAACUGGCCCAUAAUUUAGAAAUAUCAAGAUCGGAAAUACAAAAGAUAUCCUGUCA
Harpegnathos saltator (Jerdon's jumping ant) is the source of this 510-nucleotide messenger RNA. It is a transcript of the gene mRpS21, whose product is annotated as mitochondrial ribosomal protein S21. The record is from RefSeq and is a predicted model, not a curated record. Gene Ontology annotation, cellular component: ribosome. The transcript is spliced from 2 exons. The coding region runs from base 16 to 405 and encodes 129 amino acids. Gene Ontology annotation, molecular function: structural constituent of ribosome. Gene Ontology annotation, biological process: translation. Lineage: Eukaryota; Metazoa; Arthropoda; Insecta; Hymenoptera; Formicidae.